Prunus dulcis (almond) is the source of this 1725-nucleotide messenger RNA. Its product is annotated as probable LRR receptor-like serine/threonine-protein kinase At3g47570. NCBI's taxonomy places the organism in Eukaryota, Viridiplantae, Streptophyta, Magnoliopsida, Rosales, Rosaceae. Bases 576 to 1523 code for a protein of 315 amino acids. Gene Ontology annotation, biological process: protein phosphorylation. The record is from RefSeq and is a predicted model, not a curated record. The transcript has 3 exons. Gene Ontology annotation, molecular function: protein kinase activity; ATP binding.
UUGAUAUGCAACUUAACUGUAAUGAGAUUCAUUGGCACCGUCACCUUUGAUUUGGAGAAUAUUUGUAGCUUUUUAACCUUGUCUAUGAUGUUCAUUUCUAAAGCAGCCCUGCUUCACUGACAGACUUGUCCUCCUCUCCCUCUAGUCAAACUUCCUCACAGUUCCAUGUCCCUCCUUCCCCGUCCACUUAUUCCAAAGUGCAAGACUUUGUUCCAGAAACUCAGUCCUUCUAGUAAUCUUUUGCAACCCAGCAGUCCAACUAUGUGAAUUCUCAUAUUUCAACUUUUAUGGCACUUUGGCAGCGUGUCAUUCAUGCAUGGGCCACAUAGGCCUCCAAAAUUCUUAGAAGGCUUUUUCUCCCUGAAAAAUCUGAACCUGUCAUUCAAUUGGGGUCGGUAACAAUUGGUGGUGUUUUCGGAAAUGCAAGUGCAACUUCAAUUGUUGGCAACACUAGGCUCUGCGGCGGUAUUGGUAAACUCCAGCUGCCUAAAUGCAAGUCCAAGAGAGGAGGAUCAUCUCGUAGCUUGAAAUUAAUAAUUCCUUUAGUUUCUGGACAUGCUCUUCUAGGCAUAGCUAUGGUGCUAUCCUAUUUCUUUCUUUGUUCGUCAAGAAAGAACGCGAAAGAAAUUUCGUUGAGCACUUUGGCGAAAUCUAUUUUGCAAGUGUCAUAUAAUACUCUCUCGAAAGCUACUGACGGGUUUUCCUCAACUAAUUUGAUCGGUAGGGGUAGCUUUGGGUCUGUAUAUAAAGGAGUUCUUGCGUAUGAUGAUAUAACUGAUCAACUUGUUGCCGUGAAAGUGUUUAACCUGUCACGCCGUGGAGAAUUUAAAAGUUUCAUAGCUGAAUGUGAGUCAUUGAGAAAUAUCAGGCAUCGAAAUCUCGUGAAGAUUAUAACCGCUUGCUCAAGUGUUGAUUUUCGUGGUAAUGAUUUUAAGGCACUGGUUUAUCAGUUCAUGGACAAUGGGAGUUUAGAGGAGUGGUUGCAUCCAACUACUGGAGAAGAGGUAAGAGGUCAUGCACCCAAGAAUUUGAAUCUUCUUCAGAGGUUAGACAUCGUUAUUCAUGUUGCAUGUGCAUUGGAUUAUCUCCAUAAUCAUUGCGAAACGCCAAUAGUUCAUUGUGAUCUCAAGCCAAGCAAUGUUCUUUUGGACAACGAGUUGAUUGGACAUGUUUCUGAAUUUGGACUAGCAAGAAUUCUCUCACAAAUAUCCAACAAUGAUAUUUCAGCAAAUCAGAUAAGUUCCAUUGGAAUAAGAGGAACGGUUGGUUACGCUGCUCCAGAGUAUGGCUUGGGAAGCGAGGUGUCAAUAAAUGGAGAUGUAUAUAGCUUCGGCAUUCUCGUUUUAGAGAUGUUUACAGGGAAGAGACCAACGGACAACAUGUUUAGUGGAGACUUGAACCUUCAUAAUUUCGUGAAGAUGAGCUUCCCAGACCGAGUUGGAGAGAUUGCAGAAUCAUCAUUUUUUCAAGGAGGCACCGACGAGACUCCCGAUCAAUAUAGGGUGAGAGUCCAAAAACUCUAAGUGUGCUUGGGUUCGAUAUUCAGAAUUGGAAUUGAGUGUUCUGCUGAAUCCCCAACAGAUCGCCUCAAGAAUAUUGGUGAUGUUGUGUCUGAUAUGUAUUCUGUUAGGAACAUUCUUAUGGGCUAGGAACUAUUUUCAUCUUUUUGGGCCUACGAGGCCCCGUGAUUUCUAUUUGUAAUUGAACUCUUUCCGUAUAAAAAUU